GCAAAAGCCCUUCAUCAGGAAUGACCAAGUCAAACACCACACAGCACCAGGUUAUAGUCCGACAGUUUAUGUGGAAGUACGAGCUUUUACAGCGCAGCGCCUUCAUCACGUGGUUGCUCUAUUACCUUGUGUUGUCUGAUCUUGAACUAACGCAUCACCGCAGACCACGUGACCCAGCCCAGCAGUUAGGCCCCGCCCCUGACCGACAGCCCGGUUUGCGCAUGUGUGUUCGUCGACGUCUCCCGGAAACAGCACAAUCCGCGCGAGAGGCUUCAACCCCCGGGACAGGCCCCGGCCCCGAACCCGAACCCCCGGGACAGGCCCCGGCCCCGAACCCCCGGGACAGGCCCCGGCCCUGGCCCCGAACCCGACACCGAGGCUACACUGUUCCUGAGAGAGGCCCAGGACGCGGGCUCCGGGAGACGGUCAGUCCCGCCGUGGGCCAGGCCAUGGCCCCGCUUUGGUUCCUGUUGCCGAUCCCGCUGCUGCUGCCGCUGCUGUGGUUGCUGAGCUCCGGGUUCCGUUAUUACUGUAAGAUGGGAUUUUAUUAUUCCUGGAUCAUGGCGCUCGCUGUCCCGGUCAUCCCACUCUGUCUGUUUCGGGGCCGCGACGUGGAGAACAUGAAGUGCACUUUCACCACACAGACUGCAGUGGAUCAGGAAAAUCAAACAUCAAUUUCUCCAGAGAAUCACCAGAGAUCACUGGACCUGAUGGGCAUGAUGGAGAUCCUUCCUGAUCGUUGUGUUGCGAUUGCAAAGAAGGAGCUGAUGUAUGCUGGCACUGUGGGGUUGGUAUGCUGGCUUGCUGGCAUCAUCUUCAUCAACCGACAGAAAAAAACAGAUGCUAAAAGUGUGAUGACCGAGGCUGCUCAGACCAUGCUGAAAGAAAAUAUCAGAUUGUGGGUGUUUCCAGAAGGAACCAGAAAUCAUGAUGGUAAUAUGUUGCCAUUUAAACGAGGAGCUUUCCACUUAGCCAUACAGGCACAGGUUCCAAUUAUUCCAGUGGUGUUCUCCUCUUACAAUGACUUCUACAACAGGGCAGAGAAAAGAUUUACCUCUGGAAAGUGUAUCGUUCAGAUUCUUCCUCCAAUGGAAACUCGAGGCAUGACAACAGACAAUGUGCCGGACUUAACUGAGAGAGCACGCAAUUUGCUUAUGACCACGUGGAAUGAAAUCUCUGCUCCUAUCCUCAAAAUGCAUGGGGCCCAAUGAAGUCACUAUGUACUGAUCUUUAUGGAGUGUUUGCAUCAGUGAUGUUUGUGCUGAGGUCUAUACUGAUGCUUCAGAUCGUGUAAUGAGUUUUACACUAAAUGGAUUUUCAUGAAACAUUAGGAAUUACUCAUUGAUCAGCAAGAUGCUGUCACUUAUGAUGGUAGUCUCUUGCUGGACAACAUGGGCAGGGAAUCCCAAUCACUGGAUUUAAUACCUGAAGUGGGAUCUCUUGCUUCUAAGUAAUAGGAAGAAGAUAGAUGCUCUGUGAGCUGUUUAACUGCUGUCAGUUCUUCUAGCCAGGUGGCCACACGUUCAGGCUAUUUUCAUUCAUAGUGCGAGUACAUUUCUCUUUCAUUGUGCCCGUAAGCAAAUUCCAGUACUAGUAUUUGAUUACAGUCCAUGUUUAGAUUGAAAAAAUUGAUUGAAAAUUAUUGCUGCCAUUCACAAUUGUACACCAUGCCAUUCUCUAAUAAAUUAACUCUGUGAUAGACUUCAAAACUUAAGAAUUUUUGUUUUGGUGCACAGAACUAGAUAAUUUUGUUUUUGAAACAGGCUAUUUACACAUUCUACAUCCUUUCCUGAGCAGGCCUCUGUUUCCCUUCCUGUUUUUAUUUGCUGCUUAUCCAGGGAAUUAGAAUGUGUUGGUGCCUACCUGCUCUAAGUGAGGCAGAGUUACUACUAUAACCUGCACUUGCCUUGAUCCUAUCAAUAUUGGUCAAGUUCUUUCAUCCAAAUGUAUUUUAUUGAGUUAACUGUGUAAUGUAUUUGUUGAGGUGAAAAUGUCUUAAGCUUUGCAGGAGGCAAGUUCCCAUAAAUGAUGUAAUUGCUGUUGCAUUACUGAUGAGCUCAAAUCAGUGAGUUUCUGUACUGUGGUUAGGACCUGAUGUAAAAUUACAAAUCUCAGUAUUUACAGUUUAAUUGUACAGAACUUAACCUGCAGUAAACAUGUGUAAACUUGAUUCUACAACACUUUGUGGCACUAGAAAGUAACACUGCCCCCCUCAAUCUAGUGAGAGGUCAAAUAAUGUCGAGGCCACUUGGUCUUAAUGGUGACUCCAAAGUAUCAGUGUUUAGGGCCAGAAAGCUGUGUUCUUUGCUGUAUUGCUUUUGAAUGUCUGUUUCUGUACCAUUUGAAAUUGUCUUGGUAAAAUAUUAAAUAAUGAUGCAUGUAAAUGUAAUUUGCAUUGCUUUAGGCUUUUAUGUGAGAAUAUUUGAUCCUUUUUAAAGUUGCCAUUUUCAAUCAACUCUUCAAUAAGUAUUUAGCAACAAGCUCCUACCUUGCACUUUUCCCAUUUCCCUCAUUGACAUUUUAGUUUUAGUCUUAAUUCUGUGACAGCUGAUUCAAUGAUCAAUAAAAUCAUUUGGAGAAUUA
Chiloscyllium plagiosum (whitespotted bambooshark) is the source of this 2583-nucleotide messenger RNA. NCBI's taxonomy places the organism in Eukaryota, Metazoa, Chordata, Chondrichthyes, Orectolobiformes, Hemiscylliidae. The record is from RefSeq and is a predicted model, not a curated record.